AUGUCAACAAAAGGAUCACCAUUUGAUGCAAAAGUAACUUCAAUUGAACCAUUAAAACAAGGAAAAUGGAUUCAAACAAAAUUAAUAAAUUAUGAUGAUCCAACUGGUAAACAUAGAGAAUGGGAAAUGGCAGUUAGAACUACAAGAUCAGAUACUACAAAUGUUGAUGCUGUAUCAAUAGUUUCAAUUUUAAAUCACCCCAACAAGUCAAAAGAAAUAGUAUUAGUUAAACAAUUUAGACCACCUUGUGAACAAGUAGUUAUAGAAUUGCCAGCUGGAUUAGUUGAUCCAAAAGAAUCAAUAGAAACUACAGCAACAAGAGAAUUAUUAGAAGAAACAGGAUAUCAUGGAACUUUUAAAAAACAAUCAGUUAUAACAUUUAGUGAUCCAGGUUUAACAAAUGCAAAUAUGGUAUUAGCUUAUGUUGAUGUUGACUUGCAAAAUCCUAAAAAUUCAAAUCCAAAAGCUAAAUUAGAAGAUAGUGAAUUUAUUAUAACUUUUAGUUUACCUUUGGAUAAUUUAUUAAAUGAAAUUGAAAAAAUUUGUAAAGAAGAAAAAUGUACUGUUGAUGCAAGAUUAUAUCAUUUUGCAAUGGGGUUGAAAUUAGCUGAAGAGUAUAAAUUGUAA
This is a messenger RNA of Lodderomyces pseudojiufengensis, 627 nucleotides long. RefSeq names its product ADP-ribose diphosphatase (gene YSA1). Lineage: Eukaryota; Fungi; Ascomycota; Pichiomycetes; Serinales; Debaryomycetaceae. The record is from RefSeq and is a predicted model, not a curated record. Gene Ontology annotation, molecular function: ADP-ribose diphosphatase activity. Gene Ontology annotation, biological process: ribose phosphate metabolic process; nucleoside phosphate metabolic process. The transcript has a single exon. Gene Ontology annotation, cellular component: nucleus. The coding region runs from base 1 to 627 and encodes 208 amino acids.